[Torrubiella] hemipterigena is the source of this 1647-nucleotide messenger RNA. NCBI's taxonomy places the organism in Eukaryota, Fungi, Ascomycota, Sordariomycetes, Hypocreales, Clavicipitaceae. The record is from the annotation of a GenBank genome assembly.
CCGUGCUGGAUGAUAAACGCACACUGGGUGGCAGCGCCCCCGUGAUGCGCCGUUGGGGCGCACUGUUGACCGGCAUUCAAUGACAUAACUAUAGGGCUCGCUAAAACGGCGUGCCUUGGAGGAGCUGCCGAGAGCCCAGCUUCCGGAUUGUAUAAAGCCAUUCGUAGCCGGCCCUCCAAACUUCAUCAUGUAGUCUCCAUGGCCAGGAAUAACGAUUCCUAUCGAAUACUUACACACUCCUCACAUCUCUCAAUCACACACACAAUGGAUCCCUUGGAAACACACGCUUGGAGGAAGUUGAGUAUCGGCGUUGUUGGUGGUGGCAUUGGCGGCAUGUCUGUGGCUGUUUCCCUCCGUCGCGCUGGACAUCAAGUUACUGUGUAUGAAAAGCGAGACUUUGCUGGUGAAGUCGGUGCCUCGGUGUCAUGCGCUGCCAAUGGUGCUCGUUGGCUCCGCGAAUGGGGCAUCGAUGAAGCAAAGGGCGACCCAGUCGUCUUGAAAAAGCUGAUUUGCCGCGAUUGGAAGACAGGCGAGCCAGUAAGCGUGUAUGACAUGAAGGGCUACAAAGAACGCUGGGGCGAUGAGUAUUUCAUGUUCCAUCGCCAGGACAUGCACGCUAUGAUCAAGGAGUACGCAUUUGGUGAGGCCGGCGAGGGUCCGCCCGCCGUACUCAUGGUCAACCAUCCUUGCGAUGGUGCCGAUGCCGAAAGCGGGACGAUCACAUUUCGCGACGGAACGACUGUUACGCACGAUAUAAUUAUAGGUGCGGAUGGUAUCGGCUCCGUUAUCCGUGGUGAAAUUGGUAUUCAUCCAGAAAAGCGUCCAGCAGCAUCCUCGUGCUUACACGCCAAUGUCCUUACCGAAGAUGCCGUCCGUCUUGGUCUGGUUGACUAUUCCCAAGAUUCUGCGUUGCAGUAUUGGGGCGGCCAAGAAGACAAAUGGGACAAGAUUGUCCUAUCACCUUGUAAUGGUGGCAAGCUGCUCUCAUACUAUUGCUUCUUUCCACGGGACAUUGGUGAUUAUACAACGCAAACAUGGGGUAGUGAAGGACGUCCUGUUGAAGAGCUUCUCGCACCAUUCCCAGAGCUCGAUCCGCAAGUCAAGGCACAUUUAGCCAUUGGUAAAGAGAUUCAGCCAUGGAGACUAUGGGUUCAUGAUCCGUACCCGUACCUCUCUAAAGGAUCAGUCUGUUUGCUUGGCGAUGCAGGACAUCCUAUGAUGCCUCAUCAAAGUCAAGGUGCUUGUAUGGCUAUUGAAGAUGCUGCAGCGCUGGGAAUCAUAUUUAGCGAAAAGCACUUCAACGGCGAUAUCGACGAGGCGCUGGCAGUAUACCAAGAAGUGCGACUGCCUCGUGUUACACGUGUGCAAAGUGCUGCUGCGAAAGCUGCGUACAAUAUCAAUGAGCGCAUUGGAUUCUCGGCGAAUACAGGCACUGCCACCUACCGCGUGGAAGACGAGAGAAAGAAGCUGACCAUUGAGGAGAUGAAUGCAUACAAUAUGCACGAAGAUAUUGCCGAAAGCUUUGCCAAGAAGCGCGGUGAAUCAUUCCGAGGAGAUCAUAUCAAUGGGUUACCGAUUGGUCUGAGACUUCCCAACGGAGUAACCAUUGGAGAGAGCCCAGACGAUAGCUCUAGACCUCGUAUAUAA